Gaeumannomyces tritici R3-111a-1 is the source of this 1949-nucleotide messenger RNA. RefSeq names its product serine/threonine-protein phosphatase. Gene Ontology annotation, molecular function: protein serine/threonine phosphatase activity. The transcript has 4 exons. Lineage: Eukaryota; Fungi; Ascomycota; Sordariomycetes; Magnaporthales; Magnaporthaceae. The record is from RefSeq and is a predicted model, not a curated record. Gene Ontology annotation, biological process: peptidyl-serine dephosphorylation. Gene Ontology annotation, cellular component: FAR/SIP/STRIPAK complex. Bases 405 to 1367 code for a protein of 320 amino acids.
CAUGCAGGUUGAAGAAUCGUAUGCCGGCACCAGACUGCUGCAGACAGCUCCGUUAAGCAGCUCCCGUAAACAUCGACCAAAGGUCCUAACAGAGCAAUUGGCCCGAGACCCGGCCGACAUAGCAACAACCUUUUUGCUAGAUCUCGUGUCUUGGAAUCACACGGCGCCUACGCUUCCCCUCGGAGUCAACCACAUUCGAACGACGAAACAACCCCCCCCCUGCGCGCGCCAUGUUUCCAACCCUCCUGAUGUAAUCCAGCACAUAUCUCACUUCUCAAAUAUGUUGGUUCUGGCCGAUACCUCCCCGCGAUACCAAUUCCCUUGCCGGCAUCGCACCGACGCGACACCACUCUUAGAGCCGCCGAGACCUUUACCAUAGGCACCCAAGUCCUUGCGAUAAGGAAAUGCCCGGGUUACCAGCAUCGGUGGACCUGGACGAGUGCAUCUCGCGCCUUUACAAAAAAGAGCUCCUGGCCGAGUCCGUCAUUGAGGCAAUAUGCGCCAAGACCAAGGAGCUGCUGAUGCGCGAGAGCAAUGUCGUCCACGUCCGCGCUCCCGUCACCGUCGUCGGUGAUAUUCAUGGGCAGUUCUUCGACCUGAUCGAGAUUUUCAAGAUUGGCGGCUGGUGCCCAGACACAAACUAUCUUUUCCUCGGCGAUUACGUUGAUCGCGGCAUGUUCAGCGUGGAAACGAUUUCUCUCCUUGUCUGUCUGAAACUAAGAUACCCAAACCGAGUCCAUUUGAUCCGAGGCAACCAUGAAUCCCGCGGCGUCACCCAGUCGUACGGCUUCUAUACCGAGUGUUCCAGAAAGUACGGCAACGCCAACGUCUGGCAUCACUUUACCGACAUGUUUGACUUUUUGACUCUGAGCGUCGUAAUUAAUGAUCAAAUAUUUUGCGUUCACGGCGGCCUCUCACCCUCGAUACACUCCAUCGAUCAGAUUAAGAUCAUCGACCGCUUCCGAGAGAUCCCGCACGAAGGCCCCAUGGCCGACCUAGUUUGGUCCGACCCAGACCCGGAGCGUGACGAGUUCAGCCUCUCGCCGCGAGGGGCGGGCUACACCUUUGGCGCGCAGGUGGUCAAGAAGUUCCUGUCGGUCAACAACAUGUCGCACAUUCUGCGCGCCCACCAGCUCUGCCAGGAGGGCUACCAGGUGCUCUACGACGACCGGCUGAGCACCGUCUGGAGCGCGCCCAACUACUGCUACCGCUGCGGUAACAUGGCCAGCGUGCUCGAGGUUAGUGACAUGGGAGAGCGCUACUUCAACGUCUUCGCCGCCGCACCCGAGAACGACCAGCAUAAGGACAUUCAGCCGGGCGGCGAGAAGGCCGCGGACGCCAACACGCUGCCAGACUAUUUUCUGUAAGCCUCAAGGGCUCUCUAGCACAUGGGAGCGAACAGACGUGCUAUUGGGAAUGUCAGGAGGUUGCUGGGCAAAUAUUUUCAAGCCAACUUCCACUGUUUUUGUUCUCUACUUAUGGGCCUUUUUUCUCUCUUUCUUUGGAACGCAGAUAUGACAAAAUUGGGCACGUUGCCAACUACUCUGUUCUCGGGGCGGCUGGCUAGACUGACGCCAGUUUUGGCGCCAUGAUGACAUGUAACACUAAUGAAGCAAGGUUGACGGGCGGAUAUGGGAAGCCUCGUCGAUAUAACCUAUUUUUUUUUUAUCUCCUAGGUGUUCUUUCGUUGUCGAAAAGGCACCAAGCAAGCAAACAAAGAAACAACGAAGAAGCAGAAGGCGAAGGAAAAUGUCAUUAUAUCCGCGGACAGCCCUGGCCAUUGAGCCGUCAGCGCAGGCGGGAGCUCGCUGCCUGUAAGCCGAGCCGAGCCGGCCCAGAGCAAAACCGUAUCUCUCAAAAGGCUUCCCCUCCCCUAGCCCUAUGUUUAUUUUUCUUCCCCCAUAGCAUCGAUCUCUCCCGAUAGCGCAUACGCCAUCUGAUUCCUUGUG